AUGUCUUUCCUCUGGUUCCUCAGUCGGUGGCCCUCCACAGCCCUCUUCCUGCUGCUUCUUAGUGUAGUAGGCAGGCAGACGGGGCUGGAGGUGGUUCAGGCAACAGUGUGCUCCAGGUGGGAUGCAACCAGAGACAAGAGCCUCUCCCAGGAUGGAGAUGUGAUUAUCGGUGGACUUUUCAAUCUCCAUUACAAACCAUCAGCUGUAGAACAGGGCUACACCAAGCUGCCAAGUUAUGAACCUUGCACCGGUUUAGAUAUAGAGCCAUUAAAAUAUACAUAUGCUUUGGCAUUUGCGGUGGAAGAAAUAAAUCGUAACAGCACCCUGCUACCAGGAGUGAAGCUGGGCUACCGUAUACUUGACAGCUGCUCCCGAUACCCCUGGGCUCUGCAAGGUGCACUGUCAAUGGUUGGAGGGGACACACACAGCUGUGAUCAACUUGUUCCUUUGCUCAUUUGUGCGGCCUCAUCUACAACAGGCAUAAUGCUGUCUAGGAUCCUGGCCCCUCUAUCUGUGCCAGUUAUCAGCUACUUGGCUAGCUGCCCCUGUCUUAGUGACAGGACAAAGUUUCCUAACUUCUUCAGAACAAUCCCCAGUGAUAUUUACCAAGCCCGGGCCAUGGCACAACUGGCCAUACGCUUCAAAUGGACAUGGACUGGAGCAGUGAUAGAAAACAAUGAUUAUGGUCAAUUGGCGAUACAGAUAUUUCAGGAGGAGAUUGAGGGGAAAGGAGUGUGUUUGGAAUUUAUCGAGGCUGUUAACAGAGAAACUAUACUGAAUGAUGCCAGACGUGCAGCUCUCAAAAUUAAAGAUUCAACUGCAACAGUGAUUCUGAUCUUUUGCUGGUACACAGAUGUGAAGAAAUUAUUUCUGGAAUUGGCCAAGAGAAAUGUGACAGACAGACAGUUUCUGGCCAGUGAGGCUUGGAGCACCAGUGAUGAUCUUCUUCAGGAUCUUGCCAUCUCUAAAGUCGCAAGUGGUGUUCUUGGUGUGGCUAUUCGAAGUUCAACAAUACCUGGAUUUGAAAAGUAUCUCAGGAAUUUGCACCCAAGUCAUCGUCCUGAUGAUGAAUUCUUCAGAGAAUUCUGGCAAAAGGAGUUUGGAUCCUGCAGUGGGACAGAGUCCCUGGAGGGAGUGCAGCAUCCCUUCACUGACACCUCUCAGCUAAGGGUGGCAUAUAAUGUGUACCUGGCUGUUUAUGCUGCAGCCCACGCCCUCCACAGCCUUCUCUCCUGCCCCAACAGAGACAGCCCUCCUGGAAACAACAGCUCCACCUGCUCCUCUCCAAAACACAUCAAACCCAGAGAGCUGUUGCAGCACUUAAACAGAGUGAACGUCACCACACCACAAGGAGAAAUGUUUCAUUUCCAAGGUGCUGACAUUCCAGCGAAGUACGACCUUGUCAACUGGCAGAGCACCCCUGAAGGAUCACUUAAACUUGUUUUGAUCGGUCAUGUGGGCGGCUUUGACCUCCACCUUAAUGAGUCAGCUAUUCAGUGGAGCACAGGAUCAAAUCAGGUUCCUGUUUCAGUGUGCAGUGAGAGCUGCCCCCCAGGUACCAGAAAGGCCAACAGGAAAGGAGAACCUCUCUGCUGCUUUGACUGUAUCCCAUGUGCUGAAGGGGAGAUUAGCAAUAAAACUGGUUCUCUUCACUGUAAGCGUUGUCCAUCUGAGUUCUGGUCGAAUGUAGAACAAACAGCCUGUGUCCCUCGUCAGCUGGACUUUCUUGCCUUUAAUGAAACAUUGGGCAUCACUCUGACCACUGCAGCUGUGUCUGGUGCUGCAGUGACAACAGCUGUGUGUGUGGUGUUUAUUUGCUACCGUAAAACACCUAUGGUGCGAGCCAACAAUUCGGAACUGAGCUUCCUGCUUCUUCUGUCUCUGAAGCUUUGCUUCCUUUGCUCACUGGUCUUCAUCGGUCGUCCAUCAGUCUGGUCCUGUCGGUUCCAGCAGGCAGCCUUUGGGAUCAGCUUUGUACUUUGUGUUUCGUGCCUCCUGGUCAAAACCCUCGUAGUUCUUGCUGUUUUCCGCUCAGCUCGGCCUGGUGCUGAAACUUUGAUGAAGUGGUUUGGUCCGGGCCAACAGAGAGGAAGUGUCGGCCUCUUUACUUCUGUACAGGUUAUCAUCUGUGCCAUAUGGCUGUCCCUCAGCCCUCCAGUGCCUCAACCUGAUCUGGGUUUCCAAGGGUCAAAGGUCACCCUGGAGUGUUCCAUGGCCUCUGUGGUGGGCUUCUCUCUGGUUCUGGGCUACAUCGGCCUGCUGGCCUGCACCUGCCUCCUCUUGGCCUUUCUGGCUCGGAAACUUCCUGACAACUUCAAUGAGGCCAAACUGAUCACCUUCAGCAUGCUGAUAUUCUGUGCUGUCUGGGUGGCCUUUGUCCCUGCUUACGUUAGCUCUCCUGGCAAGUAUGUUGUUGCUGUGGAAAUUUUUGCAAUUCUGGCUUCCAGCUAUGGUUUACUGAUCUGUAUUUUUGCCCCCAAAUGUUUCAUCAUCCUUUUGAGGCCUGAGAAAAACACUAAGAAGCACCUGAUGGCCAGAUAAAUAAUUCUUGCCCAAUGUAAGGAUAAUGAUCAUCAUUAUCACGAGCAUAUUUAUCUGGUGGUCCCAACUUGGCUGGCUGGUGGACUGUAUAUAUGUUAAUCAGUGUGUGAAAUAUGAAUUAUUUUCUUCUAAAUUCUGUUAAACAUGUAAUUAUUGUUAUAAUUAUUAUCAUAAUUUCAGUGAAAUACUAAAAAUUGUAAUUAAUUUUAUUUUAAUGUGGUUGGAUGUUCCUUUUUCUGUAUUCUGAUUUAAUAGUUAAUUUACACAAAGGGGGUGCUGUAGUCUGUUUCAAACAAUGUAUUUAAAAAAAAUUAUAAUCCAGUUAUUUGAUGUUAUUUCAUGUUAUAUUUCUAGUGAAAUCAGUAACAUGUACUUUGACAUAGAUUGGAUUAAAUAUUUUCCAAAUAACACAACCAGAUCCACUAUAGGAUGUUCAGAUGACUCAACCUGAGUUUUUUUCAAUACACCACGGAUGCAUUUGUUCUCUUUUGAACUCUCUAAAGAGGGUAAUAUCUGAGAGGUUGCUAAGCCAGCCAUGGUAAUUCAGUCAUAGACACGUUAUGCUGAU
Messenger RNA from Acanthopagrus latus (yellowfin seabream), 3109 nucleotides. RefSeq names its product extracellular calcium-sensing receptor-like. The record is from RefSeq and is a predicted model, not a curated record. The coding region runs from base 1 to 2541 and encodes 846 amino acids. Gene Ontology annotation, cellular component: membrane. Gene Ontology annotation, molecular function: G protein-coupled receptor activity. Lineage: Eukaryota; Metazoa; Chordata; Actinopteri; Spariformes; Sparidae. The transcript has 12 exons. Gene Ontology annotation, biological process: G protein-coupled receptor signaling pathway.